AUGGAGGGACUGGAGGUUAAAGGGGAGGAACAGCGUGAAAGAGCCACGCCACGCCGGAGCCACGCCACGCCACCCCAGAGCCACGCCACAGUCACGCCAAGCCAGAGCCACGCCACGCCAGUCACACCAAGCCAGAGCCACGCCACAGUCACGCCAAGCCAGAGCCAAGCCACGCCAAGCCAAGCCAAGCCAGAGCCAAGCCACGCCACGCCAAGCCAGAGCCAAGCCACGCCACGCCACGCCACGCCAGAGCCACGCCACGCCAGUCACAUCAAGCCAGAGCCACGCCACGCCAAGCCAGCGCCAAGCCACGCCACGCCACGCCAGAGCCACGCCACGCCACGCCAAGCCAGUCACAUCAAGCCACACGCCACGCCAGAGCCACGCAACGCCAGUCACAUCAAGCCAGAGCCAAGCCACGCCACGCCAGCGCCAAGCCACGCCACGCCACGCCACAGCCACGCCACACCACAGCCACACGCCACGCCAGAGCCACGCCACACCAGCCACACGCCACGCCAAACCACGCCACACCACAGCCACACGCCACGCCAGAGCCACCACCACAGCCACACGCCACGCCAAGCGCCAGAGCCACGCCACACCACAGCCACCCGCCACGCCAGAAGCCACGCCACACCACAGCCACACGCCACGCGAGAGCCACGCAACUCCACAGCCACGCCAGAGCCACGCUACACCACAGCCACACGCCACGCCAGAGCCACGCCACCACAGCCACACGCCACGCCAGAGCCCCGCCACACCACAGCCACACGCCACGCCAGAGCCACGCCACACCACAGCCACACGUCACGCCAGAGCCACGCCAAGCCAGAGCCACGCCACAUAACAGCCACACGCCACGCCAGAGCCACGCCAAGCCAGAGCCACGCCACACCACAGCCACACGCCACGCCAGAGCCACGCUACGCCACAGCCACGCCAAGCCAGAGCCACGCCACGCUACACCACAGCCACACCAGAGCCACGCCAAGCCAGAGCUACGCCACACCACAGUCACGCCAACCUCGCCACGCCACACCACAGCCACGCCAGAGCCACGAUCUCCUGCCCUCCUCCCUCUCCGACACCAGCAGCGGCUCCAGUCCAAAUGACGCCUUCCUGAGCUGCUGA
Messenger RNA from Eriocheir sinensis (Chinese mitten crab), 1137 nucleotides. RefSeq lists its product as uncharacterized. The transcript has 5 exons. Bases 1 to 1137 code for a protein of 378 amino acids. The record is from RefSeq and is a predicted model, not a curated record. NCBI's taxonomy places the organism in Eukaryota, Metazoa, Arthropoda, Malacostraca, Decapoda, Varunidae.